CAUCGUCGUCUUUUAUACUUCUACUUUAUAGCACCGUCUCUUCACUGCUCAUCGUCGUCUUCGUCUGUCGUAGUCGUCGUAGUUGUAUCGUAUGAAAAAUUCCUUUCACUCGGCCAUUUUGGCGAAAAUUUUUUCCAUCCAUCCAAGUGCAAGUGAGAAAAUUCUCGACGAAAAGUCAAAUUUCUCUGAAAGAAACAUUAAAACGCAGUUUUCAUUUGGAAAGGCGUUUUAGUUUUCAAGAAAAUCCAUAAAGUUCAGCCGGGUGCAGUUGAGGCUACAGUGUGUGCAGUGCACCAGCAGCAGAGCACACCAUAUUUUUUUUUUCAAACUCUUCCUUUUUUAAGAAGAGAACCCAGCAUCAUAUAUUUUUAAUUUUUAAAGUUCAAAGAUGAAUGUCGAGAAAUUGAAACGCCUCCAGGCUCAGGUAAGAAUCGGUGGAAAAGGUACCCCACGUCGUAAGAAGAAGGUUGUGCAUCAGACCGCAGCCACCGAUGACAAAAAAUUACAGAGUUCUCUGAAGAAGCUCUCGGUGAGCACGAUUCCGGGCAUCGAAGAGGUUAACAUCAUCAAGGACGAUCUGAGCGUCAUUCACUUCAAUAAUCCCAAGGCACAGGCAUCGCUGUCGGCGAAUACGUUCGCCAUAACCGGACAUGGGGAGAAUAAGAAGAUUGUUGAGAUGUUGCCAGAAAUUCUGCCACAAUUGGGCCAGGACACGGUUGUUCAGUUGAGGCGAUUUGCAAGUAACAUCAAUGCGGCACACAAGAACCUCAGUAGUGUGGUGGAGGAGGACGAUGUGCCCACAUUGGUGGGUGACUUUGAGGAGGCCUCGAAGUAUGAGGUCAAUCCGGUUAUUGUGCCUUUAGCUGAGGAAAUCAAAGAGUUGCAGGAAGUCGUUAAAGAACAGAAGGAUGUGGGUCAGAAUAAGUCGUCAAUCAAUGAAGACGGUUUGAAGAAGGAGGAAGAAGGAGACAAGAAAUCAGUAGAUAACAAGUCAUCGAAGAAGGAUCAAAAGGGCAAGGAAGGGGGAAAGAAAGGUGACAACAAGAAUAAGCCAUCCAAUGAGAGUACAAAGAAAGAAAACUCAAUUAAGCAAAACGAUGUAAAUAAUGUAAAUGAAGGAAAGAAAGACCAGAAAGCCAGUGGGGGUCAAGGAAAGGGUAAUAAGAAGGGUAAGGGAGGAGGUGAGGCGGAUAAACCUAAAGAAGCCGAAACUGCUGUGAAUAAAACAGCAACCGCUCCAGUCGAGGUUAAACCAGAACAGAUUCAAGCUAAAAAAGUAGAACAAGUCCAAGCGAAGAAACCUAAAGAAGCUCCCAAGAAGUCGGAAGCACCUGUAGCUAAGACUUCUUCAGAGGGACAGAAGUCUCCUACCGAUGGUCAGAAAUCACCAAAACCAGCUCAGAAGGCGGAGAAUGAGAAGAAACCUGAAGCAACUGAGAAGAUAGAAGUGCAAAAGCCAGUAGUAGUACAAGAAGCAGCUAAAAAGACAGGAACUAUCCCAAAGACUGCUGAAAUUCCGAAAGAAGCACAAAUCAAAAAUGAAGUAGUAGCAAAACCAGCCGAAGCAACAAAAACCGAAAAGUCCGCUGCAAAACCGGUUGAAGCUCCAAAGCCGGUAGAGACACCAAAAGCAGUUGAAAAACCUAAACCAGUUGAAGCUCCAAAAGCUGUUGUAGCUCAAGCUCCUCAACCAGUAAAGGAAGUGAAGCCAGUAGAAGCUGCCAAGCCAGUAGAAUCGCCAAAAUCAGCAGAAGCUCCAAAGCCAGCAGCUGCACCUAAACCAACUGAAGUUGCAAAGCCAGUUGAAGCACCUAAAGUAGAAGCUCCAAAACCUGCAGAAGCACCUAAGCCAGCUGUGUCUCCUAAACCAACAGAAUCGCCUAAACAACAAGCGGCUGCCCCGAAACCUGCCGAAGCACCAAAGCAAGCAGAAGCACCCAAACAGGCUGCCAAACCCGUUGAAUCACCUAAAAGUCUAGAAGCUGCAAAACAAGUGGAGACACCAAAACCAGCGGAAGCUCCCAAGGCUGUAGCGGAGCCAGCCAAACCAGUGGUAGAAGCACAGAAAGCACAGGAAUCAAAACCUAAGCAAGACUUAAAACUAGUUAUCCCUCCGAAGGAGGCAGAAACUCCAAAAACUGUGGAAACACCAAAAUCAGGCGAACCACCAAAACAACCAUCAACACCGAAAGCCGCCCUAACACCAACAUCAGCUGGAAAUAAGCAAUCAGACGCACCGAAGAAAUCACCAAGAAGUCCCAAAACAUCGGAGUCGAAGGGAGGGCUACCAGCAAAGCCUGAAACUACAAGAAAGCCCGCACCUAAGGUUGCUGAAUCACCAAAAACACAUGAAGCUGCUAACAAAUCUCCAACCACAGCAAAACCAGUAGAAAGUGCCAAACCUGUUUCAGUUCCAAAGACUCCAGAAGCUGCAAAACCAUCUCCAGAAACUCCAAAACCAGCUCAAGAAUCAAAACCAGUGGAAACUCAAAAGAAACCAGAGACACCUAAACCAGCCGAAGCUCCUAAGGUUGUUGAGGCAGCAAAGACUCCAGAAUCUCCGAAGCCAGUUGUAGCUCCAAAGCCAACUGAAGCACCAAAAACACCCGAUUCACCGAAACCAAUUGUUGCUCCUAAGCCAGUUGAAGCCGCAAAGACACCAGAAACACCCAAGCCAGUAGCAGCUGUAGCCCCCACCGCCGCCAAGCCGGCCGAAGUAGUAAAAACACCUGAACUGCCAAAACCAGUGGAAGCUCCUAAAUCAGUGGAAGCUCCUAAAACACCAGAAACUCCAAAACCAGUCGAAGCUCCUAAGCCAGUUGAAUCACCCAAGACAGGAGAAGCGCCAAAGACACCUAUUGCUGCAAAAAUUGUUGAAGCUCCCAAAACACCUGAUGCGCCAAAAGACACCCCAUCUUCUCUUCCAACAGCAGCAGCACAAUCAAAACCUGAAGUCAAGCCAUUAACACUCGCUGAUGUUAUUAAAUCGCAAGAAUCAUCUGGACAAGUGCCAUCGCCCACAGUUGCUGAUGUUCCUUCUCCUGCUGCUGCUGCCGCACCAUCUCCAACUGCAGUAGUAGCACCAAAGACACCCGAAGCAACGAAACAACCUGAGUCACCGAAAAUAAUCGAGCCAGUAGCUGAAGCCGCCAAAAAACCCGACCAGCAACAAAAGAAUAACAAGGCACAAUCGCCAAGGCCAAAACAAGGCAGUCCAGCAAAGCAGCAGCCACCAAAACAAAGCACACCGAAACCUCAGGACAAGCAACCUUCUCCUAAGCCACAACAACAACAACAGCAACAACAACCAAAACAACCGUCCCCGAAACCAGCAACCGCUCCUAAGCCUCAGCCUCAACAAAAGCCAGCGCCACCAGCUUCACCAGUUAAACAAGAACCUGGUUCUCCUGUAAAAGCUCCAGGAGUUGGAUCAACUCCUGCAUCGCCUGCAAAGUUAGAGCCACCUUCGCCUAAGCCAGCACAACAGCCCAAGCAGGCCUCUCCGAAACCCCAGCAGCCAAAGCAAAAGGCAAAGUCUCCACAGCCACCACAACAAUCCCAACAAAAGCCACAAGCUAAUGCUGCUGCUGCUGCUGUUGCUGCUCCACCACCAGCACAACCACCACAACCCGCACAACCGGAAAAGAAGUAGAUAGAAGUCGAGAAGUUCUCACCCAGCAGCAUUAAACAGACGAGCCCUCACUUGUUCUAUUUUCACAAAAUCAUACAUCACAACGACUAAUGUUCCUUAGAAUGGCAAUGGGCCUACUCGCUUCGCCUUAACACAAUAUUCUAGUCCUACUCGAACAUAUUGUUACUCACGACAGUUCCUCAAGCUUUUAAUCUCUUUUUUCUUCUAUUACUAAGUUUGUUUUUUGUUUGUGUUUUGAAAAUGUUUGUUACUUAAAGAAAAGGAAAGGCUGCAGAGGUGAAUCCUAACAUAAUACACUAAGUGUUCUUCGCUCAACGUAUUUAUACGCUCAUCAUCGAAUCACCACUUCCAUUAAACCAUCUUUCAAGAUCCACUCCACAUCAAACCAAUCCAUCCAUUUAUUGAAUUGAGUUCUUAUCCCACCAUUUAUUUGCAUUUCUAUAAACUUUUAGGGAACCCAUCCCAGGUUCCAAGGUUGUUUUUCUCUUUAUGUUUGCCCGUUUUCGAGUUAUACACUUGCCUUUGAGAUUUUUUGAGAUAUUCAUAAUUUUUUUUUCUUGUAGAAACGUAAAAAAGACGCGUUUAUUUCAACGCAUUUUUUUCUCUUCUCUUUGAUUUUACAACGAAUUUUUUAAACUUAAUAUUUUGUAGAUUAUAGUUUUUGUUUUUGGGUUUUAGGUUUUAACGUUUCUAACUCACUUUUUAGAAAUCCCGCACCGAAAAACUCAUAAACCAGUCUUUUUAAAAAAAUACUCAUUUUUAUUUUAUAUUUUUAUUUGAAUGAAUAAAGACAAAAGAAAAUUGUUUUA
Messenger RNA from Eupeodes corollae, 4461 nucleotides. It is a transcript of the gene uncNacbeta, whose product is annotated as proteoglycan 4. The transcript has 2 exons. The record is from RefSeq and is a predicted model, not a curated record. Gene Ontology annotation, cellular component: cytosol; nascent polypeptide-associated complex. NCBI's taxonomy places the organism in Eukaryota, Metazoa, Arthropoda, Insecta, Diptera, Syrphidae. Bases 389 to 3652 code for a protein of 1087 amino acids.